AUGAUGAGUUCUGAUAUGAGUUCUGCAUGUGGUUUUAAAUCAUGGGAUCUGACACCGUAUGAACAACAACGUAAACCACAUGAAUUAUUACGUGAUGGAGAACUAUGUAUUAGUCCAAAAUUAUUACAAAGUGAAUUAACCUGUCCGAUAUGUUUAGAUUUAUUGCGCAAUACUCGAACGACCAAGGAAUGUUUGCAUCGUUUUUGUUGCGAUUGUAUUGAAACAGCACUGAGAAGUGGCAACAAAGAAUGUCCAACAUGUCGAAAAAAAUUAAUAUCCAAACGUUGUUUACGACGUGAUCCGAACUUUAAUGCUUUAAUCAAUAAAUUAUUUCCAUCGCAGAAUGAUCUAGAUGAAUUUCAUGAAAAAGUUUUAGCAACAAAAUCAAAACUUAAAAGUUUAUCAUCAAAAAUAGCUUCGUCUUCAGUAGAUGAUGUAACAAAUGAGGACAGUAAGAUGAAACGACGCUCACAACUCACAAUGACAAAUGUUUCAACAUCAAAAGGCCAGGAUAGCGACAACGAUGUGAUGAACAAGAAAACAAAAUCUCGACGAUGUACAUCAAUUGAUGAUGAACAAAACAACAAAAAGAAAUCAAGUGAUAUCGAAAUCUUUCUGAAACCUCAUCCUGUCGAACAUAUUCAUCAAACACAAAAUCAACGUACGAUUAUCACAUCGACAGAUGCCACAAUGAAUCAUUUAUCCAAAUAUUUGAAUCUUCGUAUUAAAAUUGAAAAAGAUUGUUUACCAACAUCGACGCAUAUUAACGCACGUGUACAUAAUAGAAAUGAAGAUGAUUUUAUUUUUUAUGUUCAGCAAAAAAUAACAGUAACGACAUUAUCGUCCAAUUCAUUUGUUCAAAUUAAAAACUCAACGACACUUGAUAAAAUGAUUGAUACAUCUUGGAAGCAUAUCGACAAGCCAUGGAAUAUUUACUAUAAAACAGUAGACAAAUAG
This is a messenger RNA of Didymodactylos carnosus, 957 nucleotides long. The record is from the annotation of a GenBank genome assembly. NCBI's taxonomy places the organism in Eukaryota, Metazoa, Rotifera, Eurotatoria, Philodinida, Philodinidae.